CUUCGUUGCUUGCUAGUAAAGUCGCCGCAUUUGUCGUGUUAUUUUUUCUUUCCAGUUAUUCGUUGAUUAUUAUUUUAUAUGUGUUCCAUACAUGUUAAAUGUCUAAAACGUGUUUAAUGGAAUAGUAAUUUAAGAUUGUAGUUUUAUGUAUUUCACACUAACAUCCACCUAGUAUUCCGUUUGUGUUGUUGAUUGGAUUUGCGCAAUAAGAAUACAAAAUCAUGGCUAACGUGUCGUACCAAAUUGCACAUUUGCUUGAAAAAGUAAGUGCCUAAAUUUUUUUGAUAUUGCAUUAUAUUGUCUUUCAUCGGUAAAUACAUAAAAAUUCAUAUGUUCUUUUAGAUGACUUCGAGUGAUAAAGACUUCCGAUUUAUGGCUACCAAUGAUCUGAUGUCAGAGUUGCAAAAAGAUAGUAUUAAACUUGAUGAUGAUUCCGAACGUAAAGUGGUAAAAAUGCUAUUAAGAUUGUUGGAAGACAAAAAUGGAGAAGUUCAGAAUCUUGCUGUUAAAUGGUACAUAACUAAUAAUUAUAUUUUUUUUGUAUUUUUAUAGGUAUUUAUGAGCUUUUAAUUUUCACAUUUAACUAAAAUUACCAAUAUAAUAAAUACUAUUAAUUUUGUUUAAUAGGCUAAUAAGUGAAUAAAUAAAUGUAUACAAAUGUCUGGAUAUUUCUAAUAUUUAUUUAAAUUGUAUUUAAUUAUAGUUUGGGCCCGCUUGUUAAUAAAGUUAAAGAAAACCAAGUUGAGACCAUUGUAGAUGCUCUUUGUACAAAUAUGAUAUCUGACAAUGAACAGUUAAGAGAUAUUUGUAGCAUAGGAUUAAAGACUGUUAUUAGUGAGCUUCCGAUCACUAAUACUCCAUUAGCUGCAAAUGUGUGUAGGAGAAUUACUGGAAAACUAACCAGUGCUAUUGAAAAAGUAAUGUUAUACUUAACUACUUUACUAUGGUAUAAUAUAUUUUAACAUAAUCAUAUUAUUUAUAGCAAGACGUAUCUGUACAGUUAGAAGCUUUAGACAUACUUGCUGAUUUAUUGUCAAGGUUUGGAUCGUUAUUAUUAGAAUUUCACCAAGCCAUUCUUAAAUCAUUAUUACCUCAACUCACUUCUUCUCGGCAGGCAGUAAGGAAAAGGUAAUCAAUACAAAGUUAUAUGUUAUUUUAUAGGCCUAUUGUACACAAAAAAUUGUGUUAAGCAACUUGAUUAUUUUAAUUUACAUAAAACAAUAUAACAAUGUGUAUUAGUAAAUUAAUACAAAUUUAAAACUUAUAAUAAUCAUGAUAUUAAAAAUUUGUCUUAGUACACCUUCAUAUAAAGGCACUUCUAAUAGUGUAGAUUUUAAAUGCUGUGUUCCGUGUUGAAGGAUCACUGUAGGGUUAGAUUAGGUUAUGUGUGUCUGUGAUCACUGUGAAAGCAUUUAUAUUGCUCUGGCUUUUUUCAUCGGUAAUAUUGCUAAGUAGCCCUCUUAAUCAUUUAACUCAUUUAAUAUGCGGAAGUAUCUUUUUCAUAAAAAAAAAUCUCUCACUUAAUUUAACUAAUGUGUAAACCAUCCUAACAAUAUUGCAUGUAUAGCCAUAGACCAUAACUUACCUCUAUCAAUAGAUACAAGUUUUAUUUUGGACAUGAGCUCUUAAUCAAUUAAUCUAUUCAAUUAUUAUUCAAUCAAUUAUUUCUAUUUCCAUCCACUAAAAAAAAAACUAAAUAUUUGCAAUUAUUUUUAAAGCUGAAAAUACUAACGGAGACUAUAAAAUAGAGAUAGCUUACUUGGGACAUAAACUACGGUGAAAUCAGUGUGACCACAAAUCUGGCAUACAUUUUCACAUUAAUUUAAAAAAUACAAAUUUAUGAUCUAAUAUAAAAAUAGUAUCAAUACCAAAAGUACAGUACUUUUAUCGAAAGAAAAGUAUCAAUAUUUUACUGGUAUCGGUAAUAUCGAAAUGUCCCUAGCUGUGGGCCACUGUUGAGCACUUAAGUUCCAGGUGAAUUUAUAACCAAAAUCAAAAAUAAAUAAAUACAAUUUGUAUAAGUAUAUUUUAUUAAGUUGUGAAAAUAUUUAAACACUUAAUUAAUUUUGUGAAAUAGUCUGACAUGAAGGUGUUCAUAAUAAAUAGCACCCAUUUGAAAAGGUGUUGUCGGUGGCAUGUAUUUGUAAUCUUUUUAGAUCCUUGAAUUCUUCUAACCUCUUUAGAAUCUGCGCGUUGUAUUAUAAUGACACCUAUAAAUUAUUGUAAUUCUGUUAGAAUUAUAAUAGUUAAAAUCUUAUUUAUUGCUAUUUUAUAUAACCAUUAUGCAAGGGUAAUUCUAUGAAUCUGGCUGGUGAAUGUAGAUUUGGAGCGCAGAUAAAUACUGAUUGGUAAAAACACUAAGGCUAAUUUGCCUAGGUUCAUGAUACCUACAAUAUUUCUGUGCUUUCUAUUAUAUUUAUCUAAGGGGAGGGAACAAAUAUUUAGUAUUGUAUUUUUAGAAAAUGUAUUAAUGUGUACAGUAUUCUGUAAGACAUUCCGCUAGCAUUCAUCUCUAUGUAACAGUCAUUAUUUCUGGCCCCUUUAGUGAUCGUUAUAUGGAAGUUUUACCAGUGAUGGAUUUAUUGGUUUUACUAGUGUUUUUUUUUAGUAUGUAAGCAACUUUUUGAACGGAAAAUUGGCUCCAAUGUUUUAUUUAUAGCAUCUUUUCGGAUUUUAUCUAGUUGGUGUAUUUAAAAUGUCAUUUUUUAAUUUUCCAAUGGAUUUUCUCAAAAAAAUUAUCAGAAAACCUUCAAAUAUUUACGGUGCACCUUCAUUGGUUUUAUGGUAAAUGUACGUGCAUUUUUUUUUUUACCAAAAAUAUUGAUUCCAUCAAAAAAACCACAAGAAACUUUUUUGAUUGAAUUUUGGAUCUAAGUAAGUUAUCUUUUGAUUGAUUUUUCAAGUAGUCUUCAUAAUAUUUGGGAGAAGCUAGAAAAAUACGAUAAUUUUACUGUAUUAUGUUUUUAAAUUUUUACUCCUUAAUGUUUUUACCAGAAAUAUUUCUCUAAUAGAAAAAUGACAAGAAACCUUGUGUGUUGUAUUUUUAAUCUAGUUGAUGAGUAAGUAACUCGUUUUUUGAUUUACUGUGUAAUUUUUUUUUAAUAAUUGAGCAAAACAAAUAAAAAAACCCCGGGAAAAUGAAUGGAAAUAAUGAUUUUAUUAUUUUAAAUUUUGUUUCUUUAUUGUAAUUCAGUUACAAAUAUCUGUAGAGGCUUGAAAUUUUGAUUGGAAACUUAUAUUUUCCUUUUAGUAAAAUUUGUAAAAUAGAACUACUUAUAGUUAUUUUAAUUUUGAAGUUCUUGUUUAAUUUUGUAGUUUUUUUUUUAUUUGGUAAUUACUGUGUAGAUAUAAUUGCUUGAUCAAAUAGAAGUACUUGAAAAUUUAACAGGAAGUUCAUUAUAAGUUGUAUUUAUUGGUAAAAAAAAGAAAGUAGAGUGUAAUAUAGUUCCAAGUUUAAUGAAAAUCCUAAUUAUUACAGGCCUUCAAAUCAUGGGUAAAUGAACUUCGCUCAGAAUCAUUUUUGGUUAGCAAUGGUUUAUCGUUGCUUACAUAUAUAAAUUAAAUAACUUUAUGUAUCCUACUUAACCAACUACCCAUCUACAACAGUGGCACACCCAUCAGCAGUUUCAGCGUAUUUAAAUUUAACAUUAGUUCUUUUUCACUCUUUUGAAACCACUACCAAAUUUUGAUUUUAAAAUAGCAAUUGUAAAAUAGAAAUUAAAAAUUACAGCAUAGACAUUUUUUAAACAAUAUUUUACCUAUUUAUGGCAUUUUUAAUAAUGAUUUAAAUUUAAAAAUAAAAAGUUAGUAAUAAUUAUCACAUAAAGAUUAAAAAAUUAUUAGCAAUAUAAUAUUUUAUAAUUGUGUAUUAGAGUGGUUUUUAUUUUAUAGAUCAGUGGUUCCCAAUUAGUAUGAAGGCACAGACCUCUAUCUAAAACUUAAAUUGGUUCAGGGACCCCUUAUUUGUGAAUACUUACUUUUCAAUUUUCUUUAAUUAUGAAAAAGAAAAACAAAUUUUGUAUGAUUUAUUUUAAUUUUAUAUAAGUAGGUAGAAAAAGUUUGUUCACAUCUAUAUAUUGUGCAAAAAAAGAAUAAAUAUCUUAAAGUUUUUUUUCGGCUAAUUGCUUUUGAUCAAUUUGAACAGUUAUCCAAAGAUCAAUUAGUUUUUUGUCAUUGAAAAUAUUUUUCAUCGUUCCGAUAUUUAUCAGAUCAAGUAAUUCAUCUUGUUCCUGUUCAGAAAGAUUUUUCAGUUUUUUCGAUAUCUCAAAAAAAUGGAUUUCUUAUCCACGUAUUGUUUGGGUCAAGUUGAUGAAAAUAUUUUCUUAAUGUUUUGGUCAUACUCAACAAGUGUUCAGAUAUUUCACUCUUUAUUUCCUGUGAUAGACAUUCACUUGAAGAUUCCAAAAACAUUUGUAAUGUUCGAGAGUUACAGAAAGAGUUCUUUUCAACAUGUUUUGCCUAAAUUUCAAACUUUUUAUGGUUACUUCGAUUUAUCAUUAGCAUGGAAAAUAUUCAUAUAAAUUCCUUGUAAACUUAAAUUCAGUACAUUCAAGUGUUCGAACACAUCAAUCAAGUAAGCUGUCCAACAAAGCCAUUUAAUAAUUUCAUUAAAAAAAAUUACUGUACAGUACUACACAACUGCGGACCCUUGGACCAACAAUUGGGAACCUCUACUGUUAUAGAUGAAAAGAAAAAAAAAAGGUUAGAUAAUUUUACUAAGCACCACCUCUCCCCCCCAUUUUGUUUGUCAAUGAGGGAGUAAUUUUGGUGAUACCUUAUCCCUUUAAUUGUCGCAAAAAAUUUAAAAAAUUAUCAAAGAGGGUAGUUUGACUGUUAUUUGAAUUUAUUUAAAAAGCUGUGAAGUUUACAUAAACAUAUAUCAGACAUAAAUAAAAAAACAUGAAAUGAAAUAUAAUCUGUACACAGUACAUAAUGUCAACAUUCUAAAUUCUAUUGAUAAUUCAAAUUAAAUAUUGUUAAACAUACAAAUUUACAUAAUUCUUGUUCUAAUUAUAACUUAAUAUAUUUAAGAUGAAUCUCAGGAAAAGAAACUUCUAAACGCUAUAACCAAAAUUUGGUAUUAUUGAUAAAAGUAUAUAUUCAAUCAACAAAUUUAAUGUCACUUAUUUAAAAACUUUUUAUCCUUGAGACCUAGUAAUUAUAAAACUUAACUUAUUAUAACUUUUGUUUUCUUCAAUUAACUGACAGCAAUGGUGGAUCUGUGUUAACUGCUGCCAAACUUAUCAUAACUUAACUAAGCUUUAUGUGUUGCAAACUAAUCUAACCAACCAUUGAAACAUAUUCAACUAUUUUCUGUAAAAAGAUAAUAUUGCCUUUUCUGUUUCUUGUUUAGCAACAUUGAAAAAUAAAAUUCAUCCAUUAGUGUCAAUGUAUAUUUUAACAUAUAACAUACAAUUACUUUUAAUCAGGAAGUUUUUUAUUAACACGUUCAGCACUGAUGUUGACGUCUCGUCAACAAAACGCAUAUGUUCUCUGCAGUAGGCAACUUGUCAUUAUUUUCUUAGCUCUUCCAAUAAUACCAGACUAUAACAAAUCAUUUAUUCUUGUUCUUCUGCGUAGAUAGGUUAGGUGUUAUAUUGAUAAUGAUUCUCAUAAUAAAGGUAAUAAAAGUUCUGUACAUGGGUGUCACCCAAUUUAACUCAUGCUUCAUUUAACAUGUUAAGGCAUAACACCUACAUGAUUAAUGCAUUCAUACUUAACGGACUAAAAUAUCAAACACAUUACAGAGGUAAACAAUUAUAUUUACUACCAUAAACAAACUUAAAUAAUAUUUUAUUUUCCAAUUUAUCACUAGUGCAAGGAAUGUUUUGUUUAUUUUGUAAUUAAUUCUAUGGUUUCAAAAAUGUAUUGAUAUACUUUAGGUACUACAGUUGCUGAAUUUUAAUAUUUUUUUCUUAAACUUCAUUAUUUAUGAACUAAUAAUCUGUAUUUUAGUACCUAUAGCUUUAUAUUAAUGUAAAAAUUAACAGUGGGAUCUUGGGUUAUUUCAUCAAAUAAUUACAUGUACUUCUUUAAUGUUUAAUUAGUAUUUACCAUCUCUGUCAUAUUUAUUAGCACUUAUAAAAUAGACAAAUUAAAAUUUGUGUAAAAAAAAAAAAGAAGUAUUUUAAUAUAGACCAUGUUAUUUUCUACCACUCGUGUGUUUUUGUUAUAGUUAGUAAAUAAUAAUAAAAAUUGUAUUUAAUAAAUCAUAAACUUUAUUAAUUGUUGGUAAUUGAAAAUUUCUUAAGUUUAAGUGAGCUAUGAGUUGAAGACCACUUCAGUUAGAUGUACAAUAACACGACUAGACAUUUUUAAUUUAAGAUAUUUAAUUUUUUUUUGAUGUUUUAUAUUUUGUGGAUUUCAUGUUUUCAUGGGUUUUAAACAUGUAUAUAAUAUUACAGAUAAAUUUAUCUGCCUAUAUAUAUAUACAUUGCUAUAUUAUUUAUUAGUUUUUAGUUUUAGUUUCUUGUCCUUAUACGCAUCAAUUAAUUUUGUAUUGUUUAUUUCAGAACCAUUGUUGCACUUGGUCAUUUAGUAUUAUCUUGUAAUCAACAAUUGUAUAUUAAACUAAUUGAUUAUUUGGUUAAUGAUUUAUCUACAAAACCACCUGCUGCCAGAUCCAAAACAUCCAUUCAGUGUAUAGCUGCCAUAUGGUAAAAUUGUAGUUUAUAUUAAAUAAUAUCAUUAAUCUAUUAUUAUUUGUUUAUUAAUAUCAUAGUCGUCAAGCUGGCCAUAGAUUUGGUGUUCAUAUUGAUCGUGUUGUUCCAUUGAUACAAGGACCAUUAGUGGAAAAUUCUGCUGAAGAUGAUGAGUUACGCGAGUAUUGUUUACAAGCAUUUGAUGCUUUUGUUAAUCGUUGUCCAAGUGAAACAGCAGCAUAUACUAAUGAUAUAAUCAAACUAUGUUUGGAGUAUUUAGCAUAUGAUCCUAAUUAUAAUUAUGAUGAUAAUGGUGAGAAUGGUGAUGAGAAUUGUAUGGAUACUAAUGAUGGUGAAGAUAUGGAUGAUGAAGAUAUUGAAGAUGAUUAUUCAGAUGAUGAUGAUAUGAGCUGGAAGGUUAGAAGGGCAGCAGCUAAAUGUUUGGAAGGUAUAAUAAUUACUAGAAAAGAUUUGAUUGCAGACAUGUAUAGAAAUGUAUCAAAAUCAUUGAUAUAUCGAUUUAAAGGUAAACUUCUCUAUGAUAAUGUAAUCUUAAUAAAAUAUUUGUAAUUAUAAUGUAUUUCUUAUUAUUUACAUAUACAUUUCAGAAAGAGAAGAAAAUGUAAAAAGUGACAUAUUACAUGUUUACAUAACAUUGUUAAAACAAACAAAGUUGACUAGUAGUAAUAUUAACACCGAUAUAGCUGAUGAAGAUUCAGCUAUGUACCUACUUCAAUCUCAAGUAAUCAAAAACAAUGGUCUAUAGAUUUAGUAGUUACUAAUUGUCAACCAUUUUUUAAUACCAUUUAGGUUCCUGCAAUUGUUAAAGCUAUACACAUACAAAUGAAAGAACGCAGUGUUAAAACUCGUACAGACUGUCUGGCUUUGAUGAAAGAACUCGUUAUUGUUCUUCCUGGUGCUCUUACUAAUCACAUAGGAACUUUGAUCCCCGGAAUUCAAUAUUCUUUAAGGUAUUGAACAUUAAAGUAUUUUUUUGAUAAAAUCAAAUAUUAAUACUUAAAUAAUUUUUAGUGACAAGAAGUCUAGUAGCAAUAUGAAAAUUGAUACUUUGUCAUUUAUUCAUUGUGUAUUGACAUCUCAUCCUCCUGAAAUUUUUCAUCCGUGGGUAGAACAAUUAAUUCCACCUAUUAUAACAGCUGUUGGUGAUCCAUUUUACAAAAUCACUGCUGAAGCCCUCCUUGUUCUACAAGAAAUGGUUAAAGUUAUCCGUCCAUUAGGUAAGAGUAAACAAAAAUUAUUUACUAGAGAACCCUUAGUUUAUAUUGUUGUUAAUCUAUAUUUUAUUUUUUUAGAUCAUAAACUAGAGUUCAAUUUUGCACUGUAUGCUGUAUCAUUAUAUAAUUGUACAUAUUCUCGUUUAAAAACAUCAGAUAUUGACCAGGAAGUGAAGGAACGGUCCAUUUCUUGUAUGGGACAAAUAAUAUGCAAUUUAGGUGAUGUUCUUCAAAAUGAGUUGCAAGUGUGUUUGCCUAUAUUUUUGGAUCGUUUGCGAAAUGAAAUCACCAGGCUUACUACUGUGAAAGCACUUAUUAAAGUAGCAGGAUCGCCAUUGAAAAUUAAUUUGUCUUCUAUUCUGGUAAAUUAAACAAAUAAAUGGGUUGAAAAUGAUUAUAUUUAUAUAAAAUGUAAUACUUUUAGGAUGAUGGUGUAUCAAUUUUAGCAUCGUUUCUUCGUAAAAAUCAAAGAGCAUUAAAAUUGAGCACUUUAACUUUACUUAACAUGUUGCUAAAUAAUUUCCAUGCUGAUUUUUCCACUGAUUUAUUAAAUAAGGUAAAUACUUUAUUAUAAUAACAUUGUAAAUAUAUGUAUUUAAUGUUUUUUUUUUAUAUAUAUAUAUAUUUAUAUAGAUAAUGAUAGAGUUACCGCAGUUAAUAAAUGAAACAGAUUUACAUAUUGCUCAGUUAACACUUUCUUUGCUAACAACAAUAAUAAAAAUCCAACCCUUAGCUAUGUCAUAUUCAUCAAAUAUAAUUAUGCCAGAGGUUAUGACUUUAACCAAAUCUCCAUUACUUCAAGGAGCAGCUUUAAAUGCUAUUUUAUUAUUCUUCCAAACACUAGUUGCUACAAAUGUCCCACAAUUUGGUUAUCAAGAAUUAGUGACAGUUUUAAUCUCUCCAUUGAUGGCCCAAGUAUCUGGCACUAUUGGUUUAACUUUACACAAACAAGUAAUUAUAUUUAUAUAAUUUGUAUUAAACCUUAACAAAAUAAUUAAAUUAAAUUGUUUUAGGCUUACCAUUCAUUAGCCAAAUGUGUAGCCGCAUUAACUGCAAUACAACCAACUCAAGCUAUGGGCAUUAUAAACAGUUUCAUGUCCGAAUUGUUAAAUCCAUCAAACGACCAACAACACAUUUUUUCAUUACUUGUAAUUGGUGAAGUUGGACGACACAUGUAUGAGGCUUUUAUAAUUAUUAUUAUUGGUACAGUGGUUUUUAUUAUUAACCGUGUUAAUUUCAGAGAUUUAAGUUCUGUAUCUAACUUAAAAGAAACAAUUUUACAAUCUUUCUCAUCUAAUUCUGAAGAAAUAAAGUCAUCAGCAAGUUACAGUUUAGGCAGUAUAUCUAUUGGAAAUUUGGAACAAUACUUACCUUUUAUAUUGAGAGAGAUUGAUAUGCAACCAAAACGACAAUAUUUACUCUUACAUUCCUUAAAAGAGGUAAUUCAUAUUUCUUAAAAUUUAAAAUAAGUUUUAGGUAAAUAUUCUUAAAAAAAAAAAAUAAAAUUUUUUAUAACAAUGUAUUAUUAUUUUUAGAUUAUCACAUUUGAGUCAUCCACACCUAAUGGUAUAGAAAAUUUGAAACCUUUUGUGCCAGCAAUUUGGAACCAAUUAUUUGGGCAUUGUGAAUGUACUGAAGAAGGUACACGCAAUGUUGUGGCUGAGUGUUUGGGCAAACUAACACUAAUUGAUCCAUAUAGUUUAUUGCCAAGUUUACAGUCAUCAUUAUCUUCCUCUUCGGCGCUUAUGAGAACUACUCUAUUAACAGCAGUUAAGUUCACCAUAUCUGAUCAACCACAACCAAUUGACAUGUUGCUAAGACAGAAUAUGGAUCAGUUUUUGAGUGCUCUUAGUGAUCCAGAUAUUAAUGUUAGACGAGUAACAUUAAUUGCAUUUAAUUCAGCUGCACAUAAUAAGCCAUCUUUGAUAAGGGAUCUACUUGACUCUGUACUUCCAAAACUAUAUGCAGAAACUAUUGUCAAAGUAAGACUAUUUUAAAUUUAAGAUAUGUUUUUAAGAUGAAUAUGUGUAUUUCAGAAAGAACUAAUACGAGAAGUAGAAAUGGGUCCAUUCAAACAUACUGUUGAUGAUGGGUUGGAUAUAAGAAAGGCAGCGUUCGAGUGUAUGUAUACGCUAUUAGACUCUUGUUUAGAUCGCUUAGAUAUUUUUGAAUAUCUUAACUAUUUGGAAAAUGGUCUCCGUGAUCAUUACGAUAUUAAAAUGCUUACUUACUUAAUGGUUUCAAGAAUGGCCCAAAUUGUACCAAGUGCUGUAUUACAAAGUAAGUUUUUUACUUUUGCAUCCAAGUCACCAGUGACUAGAAAUAAAAUGUUGGUUUUUUUUUUUGUAUCUUAGGGUUGGAUAAAAUUGCUGAGCCUUUAAAACAAACAUGUAUGUUAAAAAUAAAAGCAAAUUCUGUAAAACAAGAAUUUGAAAAAAUGGAAGAACUCAAGAGAUCUGCCAUGAGAGCGGUUGUUAAUUUACAGACUAUAUCAGAUUCUGGUGAGUAAGAUUUUAGAUUAAAUUGUUUUUAUUUGUGUAUCUCAUUUUCCCUAAAAAUAUAAGGGCACAACAUUAAAAAUGGAGUUAUACCUACAAGAUUUAUUUUAUCAUAAAUGGAAAACAUGUGGACUAAUGUGAAAUGUGGAAUAAUUUAGUUUUUAUUUUUAUUUUUUAUUAGUUGUGGAUAUAUUAUGUGUAUGUUUUUCAUAAUACGUUUUAACAUAUAAAUAGUUAUAUUACAAUUAAUUCUUGCUAUUUUUAUACUAAUAACAUUAUUAUUGUUCUUUUAUUUUAAAUUUAUUAUUGAGUAGUUUUCUAAUAGACACAGUAUCCAAUAAUUUAAUAUUGUGUUAUUUAUGUGCUGUAUCUUAUUACUGUAACUAUAUUUAUUCUAUAUUACAUUUAUAUUUAUUUUUAGAUAAAAAUCCACACAUGAGUGAUUUUGUGUGCCAAAUUAAAAACUCGCCUGAAUUGAAUGCAAUAUAUGAAUCGGUACAGAGAGAUAGUUCGGGGUUGGUAUCUGAUAAUCAUUCAACUCCUAUGGAAGUUUGUGAAUAAAUGUGAAACAAAUGUUCUAUAAUCACAUCCUCCUACAACAUAACAAUUGGUUUCUAUUAAAAUGUUUUUACAUGAAGAACUUUGUAAAUAAUAAUUUGUAUGUGUAUAGGCAAGUUUUAAUGUUUACUUUUUUUGUGUAUCUUUAAAUUCAUUCAUAAAUAUCUAAUGUUCGAUUACAUAAUAUACACUUAUUUUUUUUUUACUCAAUUUGUAGCAUAAAUUUAGGUUAUAAUUAUUUGUAUUGUGGUCAAUAAAAAUAUUGAUUGGCUUUAACAUGCAAUUUCAUUGAAGUGAAAACUAAUUAUUGUAUCAAAAAUAUUAUUUUAUUUUUCUCCACGUUAAAUUAUUUAUUAAUGUAUGAAACUAUAUUAUGGACUACUGUAAUAUGUAAUCAGAUAAUUUUUACAUUUUAUUUUGAAUUAUUAUAUAAAACACACAAAUGAGUAUCAAAUAAUUUUACUAUGGCUUAUACAUUUCUUUUAUUACUAAAUAGUACACUUAACAUUAAUAUUAAAAUAACAUAGUAAAAAAAAUACCUAUUUAUGUUAAAUAAAGUGAUUUUGAAAAUGGAUACUUUAUUAAUAUAUACCUAGAAUGUUUAUAAGCAAUCUCUGCAUACAUGGUAAAAAUUGUCAAGUUCGUUUUAACACCAAUGAAAUGUUUCAAUGACCACUGAGGCCUAAUUAUUAUAGAUGGGUCAAUACCACUUUUACCAAUAUCCUAUAUUCUGAUAUAUAUGUAUACAUAUUCAAUAUUUGAAUUGAAAACUAUCAGUUAAUAUUGAAAUUAACCAAUAAAUUGGUUGAAAACUUGUUUUAUUAAUACUUUUUUAACAGUCAAUGACAAUAGAAAUUUGUCUCUAAUAAUAUCAGUUUUGAAAGAAAAACCAAUACCACUACCGGCCAUUAUCAAGUAUAAAUUAAUGUAUUGAUUCACCCA
Messenger RNA from Cinara cedri, 11874 nucleotides. The record is from the annotation of a GenBank genome assembly. NCBI's taxonomy places the organism in Eukaryota, Metazoa, Arthropoda, Insecta, Hemiptera, Aphididae.